Prunus avium (sweet cherry) is the source of this 2094-nucleotide messenger RNA. It is a transcript of the gene LARP6B, whose product is annotated as RNA-binding protein. Gene Ontology annotation, biological process: RNA processing. The record is from RefSeq and is a predicted model, not a curated record. Gene Ontology annotation, molecular function: mRNA binding. Gene Ontology annotation, cellular component: ribonucleoprotein complex; nucleus. Lineage: Eukaryota; Viridiplantae; Streptophyta; Magnoliopsida; Rosales; Rosaceae.
CAGUCCAGUCCAGUCCAACUGUUGGAGAAGUAGGGCAGAAAGAAGAGGAUGAAGUAAGAGAACGAUGGGAAGAGUCAAGCAUUAGUAGGGGUCCCCACAUUACGAAAAUCCAAAUGGACCAAUCGAUGAGGAAUGAGAAUCAAAAGUAUAAAUAGGCGAGGAUCGGAAGCAGCCUGAAACCCGAGAAGUCCUCUCCACUGUCCUCUCCGCCCCUCACAGGGCUCUCUCCCUCGUUUUUCUACUCCAACAAGUUCCUCUUUCUUCCCCCACCCUCAUCCAUAACACCCCUAAACCCCCUACAAACAAGAUUAAAAUGGCCCAAGGGGAAUCCCCACCGUCCGAUUCUACAUCAGAUCCAUCUCUGUCCCGGAACGUCUCGUUUAGCCGACUGAACGCCCAGGCUCCCGAGUUCGUCCCAACCAAUCGCAGUGGCAGCACACCCACAUCUGGGCCCACACCCGCACCGGGGCCGGCAGCGCCUCCGGUGUCUGCGGGUCAGGUCCACGUCUACUCUCCGCCUUCAGUCCCUUUCCAUGUGCCGAUCCAGGUCGUCCCUCCUCCUCCUCCUCCUCAUGUGGUGCCGGUGCCGGUCCAUCAUCAUCACUUACCAGUCCAGUACCAUCAUCACCACCAGUAUCAUUACUCUGGAUUUGGAGACCAAGAGGCGGCCGUGCAGCACAAGCAGCAGCAGCAGCUGGGAGAGCAAGCUCAGGUGGAUCAUGCUUCUUCCUCCUCCUCCUCCAAGACUCACAAGCUUUCCGAUGAAGCUACUUCCAAGAUUUUGAAUCAGGUGGAGUAUUAUUUCAGUGACCUAAACUUGGCUACUACUGAUCAUCUUAUGAGGUUCAUAAACAAAGACCCUGAAGGAUUUGUGCCAAUAUCUGUUGUUGCAUCUUUCAAGAAGAUUAAGGCCCUUGUAAAUAGUCAAUCUCAGCUUGCAACUGUAUUGCGGAACUCUUCAAAACUUGUAGUUCAUGAAGAUGGAAAGAAAGUUAGACGCCAGCAUCCCCUGACUCAGUCAGAUAUGGAAGAGUUGCAAUCUCGCAUAGUUGUCGCUGAAAAUUUGCCUGAGGAUCAUUGCCACCAAAACCUCAUGAAGGUUUUCUCUGCUGCUGGGAGUGUGAAGACAAUCCGUACCUGCCAGCCACAAACCUCCAAUAGUGGUGCUUCCCCAGCAUCCAGAUCUACAAAAGCAGAUGGCACGCUUUUCAGUAACAAGUUGCAUGCAUUUGUGGAAUAUGAAUCCCCUGAGCUGGCAGAGAAAGCUAUCACUGUGCAUUUCUAUCUUCAGGUUGCAGAGCUUAAUGAUGAGGCCAACUGGAGGAGUGGCCUUAAAGUCCGUUUAAUGCUUAGACGAGCGUCAAAACCUGCUCAAGUGCGGGGGAAAAAGGGGCAAGAUGGGGAAGUGCAAUUAGACGAAGAGGAUGCUUCUUCACCUGAACAGCAGGCCAAUGAAAAACAAUCAGUAGAUUCUUCCCAGCAGUCUGAUGCCACUUCACAUGAACAUGGAGAGGAGCAUGGCAAUGACAAGGAGGUCGGGCAGAGGAAAGGGCGUAAUCGAGGCCGUGGGAAGGGGCGUGGGCGAGGUCAAUACCAUCAUAAUAAUAAUCGUGGAAAUCAUGUGGGGCCUCCUCCUCACAAUUCAGUUGGCAGUAUUGAGCAGCCAGGAGUAGCCAAGCAGCCUCCUGGGCCGCGUAUGCCAGAUGGCACAAGGGGAUUUGCAAUGGGUCGGGGGAAGCCAGUUGCUGUUAAUAUUGCAUAAGGAUUAAGGACAGGGUAUUUGAGAGGCUUUUUCGUUUUGUAUCUGUGGCUGCAAGUACAUGUUGGGGAUGGGAAACUAUGCCUUCUCGUGUGGUGUUUGAUGGCAAGGUUUUACAAGGGCUGUCAAUCCAGUGUAGUUUAAGGGUCAACUUUCCAUUAUAUGUCGAUUAAAUUUUCUGAUUGUGUUUUGUACUGAGGGAAGGAUGAUUAGGAACAAAUGUGAUUUUGCCUUCUUUUUAAAGAUAUAGGGGGAAAAAAAAAGGAAGUGAAAGCCAUAAACAUCAAUGGUUAAAUGUGAGUGAAACAGAUAUUGAAAUUGAACUUUUCUUGACA